Molecule: messenger RNA, 1275 nt
Organism: Cuscuta epithymum
Lineage: Eukaryota; Viridiplantae; Streptophyta; Magnoliopsida; Solanales; Convolvulaceae
Source: the annotation of a GenBank genome assembly
CUAGAAUACGAAAAAGCUGAGGCCCGAGUAAGCAGAGCAUUACGGAGACCUCCUUCGGGAUUUCACGGCCGGCGAACGCAGGAACCGAGGAACGCCGACUCGCUGACCGCGGCCUCAGGCUCACUUCCAGUCCGAGUCACCUCCAGGCUUCAGGCUUCACUGCGGACUGCGUCUGCCCCACCGCUUCAGCAGGUCAGGGUUUCAGUCUUCACUCUUCAGUGAGAUGGAGGAGCAAACCCUUUUAAGUAAAUUGAUGAUAAAUCUUCGUGCUACUUGCAAAUACUACACCGGCUACCCGAAAGAUCUUGGGCCAUCAAAAGUUAUUCACUUUACAUCGGAGCGCGAAUUCGUCCAGCUUCUUCAUCAAGGAAAUCCCGUGGUUGUUGCAUUCACUAUCAAGGGUAACUAUACAAGACAUCUUGAUAAAGUAUUGGAGGAAGCAGCUGCUGAAUUCUAUCCUAAUGUAAAAUUUUUACGUGUUGAGUGCCCAAAGUACCCUGGAUUUUGCAUAACGCGACAAAAGAAGGAAUACCCUUUCAUUGAGAUGUUUCACAGUCCAGAACAAGCAUCUAAUCCGGGUAAGGUUGCUGAUCCAAAUGUAACAAGAUACUCCGUGAAAGUCUUACCUUUCAAUCAUGAUCUUAGUGCAUAUGGAUUCAGAGAGUAUUUCAAGAGGCAUGGAAUUCAAUCACCCGGUGGUCGUCCUCAGUAAAAUUUGUCAAACAAUAUGAAACUUAAGAUGGCGUGAUUCCCUGACAGUUUUGAACUUCCUAUGAUGCUUGCCUGCUUGGCAUCCGUCUAUUACUACUAUCAUUAUUGACAUCAAUUUAUUAUUAUAUGGUUAUUAAUAAUAUUACUAAUCUUUGUUUUAUGGGAGAAUUUGAGUUUGCACCGUACCCCACUUUUUGGGUGAUAUUGGACUUUGCACCCUAAUUUGAAAAAACUUUGAUUUUGCACCCCAUCACAAUUCACUUUGUAAAAAAAAAUUUCUAAAUGGGGUGCAAAGUCAAAAGAUUUUUAAGUGGAAUGGGGUGUAAAGUCAAAAUUUUUUCAAAAUGGGGUGCAAAGUCCAAUAUUAUCCAAAAAAUGGGGUGCAAAGUCAAAUUCCCCUUGUUUUAUUAUAUAUAUCAAGAUUUUGACAUACUUAAAUCAAACUUUUGCGCUUUAGUAGAAAAUUUAGCGUUAGUUUGUAAACAUAUACAACUUGUAAUUAAGUUUUUAUUUGAACCCAUAUAUAUUUCAAGGCUUACUUGUGAAAAUGUUUUAUGUUAGUUA